This is a messenger RNA of Rhinichthys klamathensis goyatoka, 1710 nucleotides long. RefSeq names its product forkhead box B2 (gene foxb2). The record is from RefSeq and is a predicted model, not a curated record. Gene Ontology annotation, molecular function: DNA-binding transcription factor activity, RNA polymerase II-specific; RNA polymerase II cis-regulatory region sequence-specific DNA binding. Gene Ontology annotation, biological process: regulation of transcription by RNA polymerase II; cell differentiation; anatomical structure morphogenesis. The coding region runs from base 454 to 1401 and encodes 315 amino acids. The transcript has a single exon. NCBI's taxonomy places the organism in Eukaryota, Metazoa, Chordata, Actinopteri, Cypriniformes, Leuciscidae.
AGACCCUCCCCCUAUUUACCCCUUAUUCGUCCUAAAGUCAGUGUCAUCAUAAUAAAACGCAACUAGCGGGGGGUCUGGACCUCUGCCAUUCUUACAAAAGCGUCGCGGAUCUUCUGCGAGUCAAAGCCGAGUGCGCGCAUCCUCCGGGAGAACUUCUCGCGCUCUGAGAGGACGCAGGUGUCGCGCGCGCGUGCGGAGUAUCAUUUAGAGAGGUAACUUUCAAAACGGUCCCGUCUUCUUUGACAUACUUUGGCUUUGCCUUAAUCCUGUGGAUUUUGACUUUUAAGCUGUUUCCAUGACUAUCGUGUUAUAAAGCAGAUGUAAACAUUCAAAACAAACAGAUGAAGUAAAUCAAAGCAAUAGCACGUUGAAUGAUUUUCUUUUUUAAUUGAAAUGGACGAUAUGCUGGCUUGCUUCUGAGUGUUAUUGCACAUCAUUUAAAAAAAAAAAGCCAUGCCUCGGCCAGGCAAAAACUCCUACAGUGACCAGAAGCCUCCGUACUCGUACAUCUCUCUGACUGCCAUGGCCAUCCAGAGCUCCUCGGAGAAGAUGCUCCCCCUCAGCGACAUCUACAAAUUCAUCAUGGACCGCUUCCCGUAUUACCGCGAGAACACUCAGCGCUGGCAGAACUCACUCCGGCACAACCUUUCCUUCAACGACUGCUUCAUCAAGAUCCCCCGGCGCCCCGACCAACCGGGCAAGGGCAGCUUCUGGGCCUUGCAUCCAGACUGUGGAGACAUGUUCGAGAACGGCAGCUUCCUCCGCCGCCGCAAGCGUUUCAAGCUCCUGCGGGUGGAGCAUUCGGCUUGCAAGAGUGGCCCCGUGCUGCACUCCUACCACUCUCACCAUUCCCAGCACCCCUUGCAUCAAUCCCACCACCAUUCAAGCAAGCUGGGCGUGGGACAUCCGGAGUACCUGGGCACCAUGGGCCGCCUCUCUCACUUCCAGAGCUACUCGCUUGGCGGCGGGCAGAGCGGCGGCUUCAAGCACCCGUUCGCCAUCGAGAGCCUUAUUGGCAGAGACUAUAAAGGAGUGAUGGCCAGUGGUUUGCCCAUUGCGUCGGUCAUGCAUCACCUCGGCUAUCCCGUGCCCGUGGGCGGCAUGGUCAACUCCGUGUGGCCGCACGUUGGCAUGCUGUCCGAGCCGGUGUCGUCAGACUACCCACCGUUCAGUGUGGCGGUGAAGGGGCUGUACCAUCACCACCCGGGAACCCAGAGCAUGCCCGCCGUACCAGUGCCCAUCAAACCCACGCCGACCCUGGGCACGGUCCCGUCCUUGACUGGCAUGACGCCGGGAGUAACGCAGCUGUGCCCGAGAAGCGCAUCACUGAUGGAGAGAGACGCAACAACUCUCGUUGAGGAAAAAAGCGGGUCUCUCCAUCAUGCUCUCCUGCAGUCCUGAGCCAAAAAAAAAGGACCGGUGGGUACGUAAGAGCAUGCUUUUGGGGACGGCUGUGGACUGAUUUGAGAUGCCAAGCCUUUUCCAGAAGAUCCGCACUGUCCUUUUAAAAAGUGUUAAAUAAUAAGCUUUUAUGGCUGUGUAUUUCAGGCUAUAGUUUAUGUUAUGCAGAAUGCAGGUUGUCAUAUUCAGCUCUGCGCUUUUCUGCUUUGUUGAAUGAUGAGGUAUGUGUACAUGUUUGAACUUCUUUUAAAAACUGUGUACUGUACAAAGGACUGUAUAAACCGGCAUAAGGAAAAACAUGUAUCUGAU